Messenger RNA from Racocetra fulgida, 121 nucleotides. NCBI's taxonomy places the organism in Eukaryota, Fungi, Glomeromycota, Glomeromycetes, Diversisporales, Gigasporaceae. The record is from the annotation of a GenBank genome assembly.
AUGGCAAUUGAAGAAAAAAGCGAAGCGGUGAUUACCGAUCACGAUGUAGCAAGUUAUGACGAGUAUGAAGAUAAAGCUAUUGAAAAAAGAAUUAUCAGGAAAUUAGAUAUUUAUUUAUUAC